GCGGCCGGGCUCCUUUUUGGCGUUUGCCUCUACCUGCUGACGGCCGCCAACAGUGAUUCCCGUGGGCGAACCAGAUAUUGAACUUGCAGUUCCUGUAGCCUCCUCUGUUCCUCUUCAUCCUUCCUCCCCUCGACCGCCACCUUCUGAAUCCCUCCGCUGCCGACGGGUGAUUGGAACGAGGAGCCGGAGAGCGAGAUACAGAGAGAGAGACAGAGACACACACACACACACAGAGAGAGAGAGAGAGAGAGAGAGAGAGAGAGAGAGAGAGAGAGAGGGAGAUGGAGCGCGAUGGGGAGAACAGACUGGCGGCUUUGAUGCUGGGCUUGAUGUGUGUGGUUGCCAUUGCGCACGUGGGUGCACAGGUGGUGGCCCCGCCCCCUCCUCCUCCCGCCGGCACGGACAUUGUCAGUCUGAUUUGCGCGCAGCCCGGCUUGACUGCCUUCUGCAGCGCUCUUAAUACCUCUCGGGUCGGUCUGGAGCUGCUCCAGAAUGUCGCAGUGCAGCGAGUCACAGUUUUCGCUGCCAAUGAUGCGGCCUUCGGUAGCGUUCGCGCUGAUAUCAAGGCGUGCUUCGACAGGGAGCCCAUUGACGUUUUGUCGCAGGUUGCUGCUUUCCACAUCGCCACGGGAUGGAACUACACGGCGGCGGAGAUGGCGUCGGUGUACGUCCUCACGACUCUGCACGGUAUGCCGCUGAUGGUUGGCAGGAACGUGAACGGCAGCCCGCUCAUUGAGGGAACGGCUAGCAUUGUAGGCCCAGAUGCCAUUCACACCGUGAAUGCAACCGUGCACGUCAUCGACGAUGUCCUCAUUCCCGAGAACCUUGUCAGGACCAUCUGGGAGGAGUGCUUCGGAGUGCCUGCUUCGUCCAAUACGCCAGUGCCGCCGGCCAGCUCUAUUUAAGCAGAUUGUGUCUCCGUCAAAUCUGUCCGUUAAUUACGCGUGGUAGUAUCCUCUCAAUUUUAGUUAGCCUCUGUUCGAACGUCUCUAUUUCCUUCUCUCUCUCUCUCUCUCUCUCUCUCUCUCUCUCUCUCUCUCUCUCUCUCUCUCGCUUGCUAUGUGCGCUCUUUUUCUGUGCACUCCCCCGUCUGCAUUCCCUCUCCUGGUUUCUAUGUGCGCUCUCCCUUCUGCAUUCCAUCUCCCCCUCUCUCUCUAUGUACGCUCUCUGUUUGUGCGCUCUUCCAUCUGCAUUCCCUCUCUCUCUCGCUCGCUCGCUCUCUCUUGUUGCAGGAGGAAUCCGUGUGUAGGUGUAGGUAGUUGCUCGGUCAAUAAGCUUCGCAGUUCUUAGAUGGCGGAAAAAACGUUUUCUUUAGAUUUAGUUAAAGCGUUGCGGAGGCUUGCCUCUCGUUUGCCUCCCUGUCUCUUUCUCUCUCUCUCACAUUGUGUAUGUGUCUGUUUUUGUCGUUAAAUGAUGAAACCUAACGAAUCCCGCCUUCUGCGUUUUCGUAAGUUUGAGCAGAUGAUUAGGUCGUGGUGAUUAGCGAUCCUGCAGGCAGGGGAAGGGAAUGCGUAGUGCUUCUUACUGGAUACGGAGUUAUUAUUGUCCAAUUUCGAAUCGUUGGUAAUUAGCGCGUUUUGAAAAUGUUCAAUCGAAUAAAUUUUAUGGGGCAGGACGUGUCGCCGGUCGGGUAAUAAAUAAGAGGAGGUUGAAGGAAGAUAGCAUUCCUUUGAUUAGGAAGCUUAGUGGAUAUGUCAUAGUCAAUAGUAAAUAUUACGGAAAUCAAAAUUAUUAGAGAUUUAAAAUCUGAAUUCAGUUCAAUCAAGCGACGUCCUCACAUGUUAUUGACUUCACCGCACUUCAGCUAGGCAAAGCGACCCGUGCUGGCCUCUAAUCGCAAAUUAACGAAGGUCGCACAGCGAAACGUACCACCUGCUUGUCUCUUUGGAGUUUUACAGUAUGAUCAUGGCAUUCGCUGCCUAUCGUCAAACGAAGCGGGUCGCAGCGAAGCGUGCUUGUUUUGCUGAAGUAGGAAGUGUGCUCUUCUUGUUGAUGUGGUGUUAAUUUAAGUCUUCUUAGAUUAAUUCAAUUAAAUCUUGUCGGAUUAAUUUUUAUUCCAUUUCAGUCAGUCAUUUUGUUGUCAUGUCAGUCAUUUUGUCCCGACGUCAAGUUGUUUUCGUGUCGAAGAAAUCUGCAGGCUUGACAUCGCGUGGUAACCGUUUGUCAUAAGCGAAGUCGCCCCUCUCUCUCUCUCUCUCUUCCUUUCUCUUCCUCUCUCUCCCUUUCCCUCCCUUUCACUCUCUUGGUGUUUGCCCGCCAAUUCCUACCUCCUCUUUGUCGCCGAUUCUCUCUUUCUUUCACCGUCUCUUGUGCCUCGUUCGCUGUCUAUUGAGUAAGAAUUGCGUGCUAGGUCUAUGGUUUAAUAUGAUAAAUGUUAAAUUAUUUU
This is a messenger RNA of Chara braunii, 2386 nucleotides long. The record is from the annotation of a GenBank genome assembly. NCBI's taxonomy places the organism in Eukaryota, Viridiplantae, Streptophyta, Charophyceae, Charales, Characeae.